Candidula unifasciata is the source of this 855-nucleotide messenger RNA. The record is from the annotation of a GenBank genome assembly. NCBI's taxonomy places the organism in Eukaryota, Metazoa, Mollusca, Gastropoda, Stylommatophora, Geomitridae.
AUGUUGCCAGCACUGAAAUCAGGUGUUUUGAGGUCCAUCCUUCAUGGACAAGGAGCCUUCAGAGCUAUUGCUGUAGCACCCAUCCGUGCAGGCUCAACAGGAGGAUCUGCAGAGUAUAUUCCUCCAAAAACAUACACAAAGGAAGAGCGCAUUGAGCAAUGGGACUAUGUCAACAGUGUCUACUUUGGUCCAGAAAGAGACUUGAAGAACUUCCCAAAUCCCUCUCAGCCUGAUCAGGCACCGCCUGUGAGAAUGGGAAUAGUCCCAGCCUCCUGGUUUGAGUUCUUCUACCCAAAGACUGGUGUCACUGGUCCCUACUUGUUUGCGGGAGGUCUGUCCUUGUGGAUGCUGUCUAAAGAGGUGAUGGUCAUUGACCACUACUUCUGGGAGUUCCCUUCCUUCUGGGGAGCAGUCUGGUUUGUCAACUACAAGUUCGGAAGUCAAAUUAAGAAGUAUUUCUCUGACCAGCUGCAGCUGAAGCAGGAUAUUAUCUUCACUCGUCCGAUUAAUGCCAUGAAGGGGGCAGCACAAGAGACUAUUGCCAAGUGUGAGCGACUUAUAGAGGAGACCGAAGUAGCCAAGCACCUCUACCUAGCCAAGAAGGAAGGUGUGGAGCUCCAGCUGGAGGCUGCUUAUCGCCAGAGACUGUUGACAGCUUUUCAGGAAGUGAAAAAACGAUUGGACUAUGCACUUGAAAAGGAGAAUGUGAAGAGGCGAUACGAGCAAGAACACAUGGUGAAUUGGAUUGUUUCAAGUGUUACCAAGAGCAUCACAGCCCAGCAGGAAAAGGAAAGCAUCCAAAGUUGCAUCAAGACUUUGAAAAACCUGUCCGCCAAGCAGGCAGCUGUGUUGUGA